This is a messenger RNA of Malassezia vespertilionis, 675 nucleotides long. RefSeq lists its product as uncharacterized. The transcript is spliced from 2 exons. Gene Ontology annotation, biological process: DNA replication, removal of RNA primer. Lineage: Eukaryota; Fungi; Basidiomycota; Malasseziomycetes; Malasseziales; Malasseziaceae. Gene Ontology annotation, molecular function: magnesium ion binding; nucleic acid binding; RNA-DNA hybrid ribonuclease activity. The record is from RefSeq and is a predicted model, not a curated record. Bases 1 to 675 code for a protein of 224 amino acids.
AUGCGGGAUGAAUGCAAGGCGCAGGUACUUGGGUAUCCCAACAGUGUGUUCAAAUCGUUUGCCGUGUACGACGAAGCGGUCGCGUUUUCGCAGGGCGCAUCAUCUCACUCCGCAAAGCGCAAAAUUUCCGAUGCAGCCGUGCCGGCCCAAAAGCUGGCGCGCAUCGAAGCGCCGUUUGAUGGACUCACGGUCUACACCGACGGAUCGUCGCGCGGAAAUGGACGUCUUGGCGCCCGCGCAGGCUACGGCGUGUACUGGGACGAUCCCGAAUACCACCACUUGAAUGUGAGUCGAAGGCUGGAUGGGGAGGUGCAGACAAAUAACCGCGCCGAGCUUACUGCGAUUCUGACGGCGGUAGAAGCGUGCCCUGUGCCAAGCAAGCCGCUCCGCAUCUUUACUGAUAGCCAGUACGCGCUGAAUGGUACGACUGUUUAUACACUCACACCAGCAAUCACCAAAUGGAUGCCGCAGUGGCGCAAGAAUAACUGGAAAACGAGUACGGGAAGCCAAGUACAGAACAAGGCGUUGCUGCUCGCACUCGACGCCGCGUUCCUCGCACGCCCCGUCCGGCCACUGCUUGUGCAUGUUCGCGCACAUGCAGGCACGCGAGGCAACGAAAUGGCCGACGCUUUGGCGAACAAAGGCGCGAUGCUGCCUGCUACAGACGGGCAGUAG